AAAAAAAAAAAGAGAGGAAGAAGAGCGAUGGCCGCUGGUAAUUCGUAUAUUGCUCACGAUCUCCUUGAAGAAGUCCUCCUGAGGCUUCCGUUGAAGUCUAUCAUCAGAUUCAAGUCCGUUUCGAGGCAAUGGAAAAUUUCAAUCGAAUCCCAGAGUUUCGUCGAGAGACAUCGAAAGAAUUCCCCACGGAAAAUCCUUUUAGCUCUCAACGGCGGUUGCAGCGACGGCGAGCCGCCGAGUCAAUUCCCCGGCGAAGAAGAAAAAAUCUGCUAUAUCCGCAAUUGCGAAGCUUCCAGAGUUUCGCUGACAUGCGACGGCUUAAUCUGCAUCCCGGGGUCGGAUUCGAUUGAAGUUUGUAACCCGGUGACACGAGAAUCCCGGCGAUUCCCUCCCCGAGAACCUCUCGUCUCGACCAAACGUCCUACCGGAAACCCUAUCCCCGUCAGAUCAAUUGUGCACAACAAAAUGUUAAAGGAUCGUGUGGCUCGAUUACCGAUGGGAGGAAGCUCUUUUGGAUUCGGUAAAGAUGAAGUGACGGGAGCAUAUAAAGUGGUUGUGCUACGUGGUAACGGUCUCUCAUUUUUGGUUGAGGAUUGCAAUGUUCUUGAUCUUGAAACAGGGCAAUGGAGACAAGUAAGCGUCGUUGCUCACCGGAUUUUUCCUUCAGAAAGAUCGGUCCAUGUCAAUGGUUCGGUUCACUGGUUCACGGUUGAUCUAUGGGAACCGAGCGCAACGAGAAUAGUUGCAUUUGAUCUUCACACUGAAGAGUUUAGAGUCGUCCCGUACCCAAACACUGGCUAUUCAUACCCAAACACUGGCUAUUCAGACAGUGAUCGACCCUAUUUGUGUGAGCUUCUCAGCCUUGGAAACCGUCUCACAGUGUCCGAGAUGAGGACAUCUCCCCGUGUCCAUCUAGAUAUUUGGAGAAUGGUGGACGUAGAGGAAGAAAGAUGGGCUAAGAUGCAUUCAGUAUGUUUAUGCGGUCGUUACCAACCACGAUUAAGCACACAUCAGCUAUUCACACCCUUGACCAUUUCUGAGCAAGGAGACGGAGUCGUGGUGAUCAUGAUUUGGGAUUAUCAAGAGACAUUGUACAAGUCCUUCUCAAACAGAUUCUCUAUUCACAUGUUUUCUACAGGCGCUCGUGUUGUUGCUUCUUCUUAUAUCCCAACUCUGGUCCGGGUUCCCUACCACCUUACUUGAUUCUAAGGCACCACACUAGCUAUAUGAGUUUCCUGAACUUGCCUUAGUUUCAUUUUCGUGUAUUUUAUACCCAAUUGCUUUAAUAUUUGCUCAAUAAAUCUUGAAGAGGCAUACUUAUGAUUCCAUCAAUCUCUCUCAUAGUACCAACCAAUCGUUUGAUUGUUAUAUAACAAUGGCAAAAGUAGACUCCAUGUGCCUAAGAACUCAAGAACAUUAAACAACAUCAUCGAAUGAUACAGGUGCUUUUGCAGGCAUAACCUCUGCUUCCCCUUCUCCAGCUGAGC
Molecule: messenger RNA, 1487 nt
Organism: Eutrema salsugineum
Lineage: Eukaryota; Viridiplantae; Streptophyta; Magnoliopsida; Brassicales; Brassicaceae
Product: F-box/kelch-repeat protein At2g43270
Exons: 1
Coding region: 28-1203 (391 amino acids)
Molecular function (GO): protein binding
Source: RefSeq, a predicted model, not a curated record